AAUUUUUACAAGUUACAGCUAAUAAACCGCGGCCUCCAUCCUCGCAGGCGCAGGCGGGGGCAGCAAGCUGAGGAGGGCAAGCGGCGCGGCGGCUACCACCCCCGCCGCCGCGGCCGCCCGCCGCGACCUCGGCCCGAUGGUCGGGAUGUACCAGCAGCAGCUCGUCGACGACCCCUUCCCCCUGAGCGGCGGCCACUGCAGUGAGCAGCCGCGGCACGCGCCCACCUCCGCCUCCACAUCCUCGUCGGCAGCCGUUGCAGCCUCUCCGCUGGCGCAGGCGCAUGGAGCCAGCGAGCCACGGCGGCUGUUCGAGGCGCUCGUGGGGGAGAUCCUGCUCCCGCUCCGCGGCGCAGGUGGUGGCAACGGCGGCUGCGGCGGCGGCGGUGGCCCCGGCGGGGUUGGGGAUCUGGGGGAGGUGCUGCGGUGGACGCGGGAGGUCGCCGCGGAUCCCGUGGCGGCGCGGCCAGUUGCGGGGGAGGUCAGGGCGAGGAAGCGUCAGGUGCUGGCCUUGCGGCGCUCUCGGUACCUCAGGAUGGAGGACGUCGCGAACGCAGAUGAGCUACCCAGCUUCUUCAAGAAAAGGAAGUACAGAUCUCACAACAACCAUGCAGAAAGACAAAAAGGUAAAGGUUCGAUGAAUAUGCCAACAAGGAAAUCCGAGAGGCUAGCUAAGAGAAUGAAACUCAUGACAUCUGUGCUCCUCACACAAAGGAAAAAGAUUGGAGUUGGUGAGCAUUUUCAGGCAGAGAUACCUGACUGGACUGAACCACCUUCAGAUGAACUUACUCGUUACAAAAAUGACCCAAACAGCUCAAAGAUGCUAGGUAUCAGAAUUUGGCCACCUGAAGGUGAAGUUUUACAAACUGACAACACAGUAGUUGGCCAGGGAAGGAUAGAAUCAUGCAAGUGCCCAUAUCCAGGAUCCUUCUUCUGCAGACAGCAUCACACAGAUGUAGCCAGGGAUCAGCUAAGGUCUGAACUUGGUCAAGCUUUCACAGAAUGGCGAUUUGAUUCAAUGGGCGAGGAGGUUUCUAAAAUGUGGACUCGUGAGGAGCAACUAAAGUUUAAUGCACUCGAGAGGCUGGUCCCUGUGCUGGACCAAAAGUCCUUUUGGGCGGUAGCAUCAAAACAUUUUGCCACAAAGACCAGGAUAGAUUUGGUGCGUUAUUACCUGAACGUUUUCCUGAUGAGAAGAGUAUUGAGCCAAUGCAGAUUAAAUCUUUUGGAGAUUGAUAGUGAUGAAGAUGAAGCAGAGGAAGAGGAGGAUGAAGAUCAAUCUGAAAGCACCAGUGCUUCCAACAGGAUCCAGGAUGUUCAGAAUGUGAAGAUUAUUCCAUGAAUCGGCUGACAACUACCUUUCACAUUCUUUUUUGCAUGUGCACUUGUUUCGUCUAUGUGGAGACACUCAUGACCCCAAUCGAUUUGUCAUUGCUCCAUGUGGUCAUUAAUCUGAUCUUUGCAGAUAUUUGGGUAAAAGUGAGCCGUUCACUUUGCUUCAACCCAUCCAUUCUGCACAAAAACUUAUUUGAAUGGCAAACGAUUCUGAAUGCCUGUCACAAGACAAUCCAUUCAGAUGUAACUCGAAGAUCAUCUGAUCUGAAAUUAUUUCCCAUUGUACAGGAAAAGAAAAGGAAAACUAGAGUGGGGGGAAAGAAAACAAAUGGUCUGGAACAUUUUUCUUCUUAUUAUUGAAACUUGGAAGGACCAAUGUAUCACAUUUAGCAAGUUUUUUUUGUCGAUGCAUAUAUCGCUCCUUUUUUUUUUUUUAACUCUAGCUUUAAUAGCAUCUCUUCUUGUGUGAGUAUUUUGUGAGCUAGUUGUGAUUGGAAAAGCUUAUAAGACCUGUUUUGGGGCAUUU
Molecule: messenger RNA, 1858 nt
Organism: Oryza brachyantha (malo sina)
Lineage: Eukaryota; Viridiplantae; Streptophyta; Magnoliopsida; Poales; Poaceae
Product: AT-rich interactive domain-containing protein 1-like
Exons: 3
Coding region: 137-1339 (400 amino acids)
Source: RefSeq, a predicted model, not a curated record